CCGGCAUACACAGAGUCCGGGGGGUCCCACCAGUUGGUGUAUUGUACGCAACCUUACUUCCCAAUGCAAUAUUUUUAUUUUUAUCGUCUUAAUCAAUGCCCUGAAGGCAUUCUUUAGCAUUUCUCAUAAUUUAUUCCUUUUCAAUUUUGUUUUUUAAAAUCUUCAUUGUACGAAGAAGAGAUAACCCCUAUUUAUACUAUCUGUAAAAAAAUAUUAUCUAGAAUUUCUUUAAUACAGUAUAAAACUUGUCUUUUUUCUUAAAUAUAGCAAUGUUAAGAGAGAUAUAUCCAGAAAAAUAGAUGUACCAUGUGCAACAUAGCUAUUAGCAGUUAGCACCGGACCAAAUACAUACAAAUUAACAUCACAUAUAUAGGGGAAUUACUAUGACAGUUGCUUUAUUCAAAUUACCAAAAAAAGUCUUAUAUCAUACACAUUUACCCUAGUUUUCCCAAGUAGUAACUAGUAAGUAAUUAAAAUAAAACUAUGACCAAAUUGCCAUUUUGUUUUCUGUGGCAUAUAUGAUAUAUCUAUCUAUAUAUAUAAACAUGCAUGAUAGUAGGCAAAUCACAAGCAAUUCUUUCUUUAUCUUCAUCAAAUCCCAAAUCAUGAUGAAAACCAACUACACUAUGCAACUGUCAUUGCUUGUUAGUCUCAUUUUCAUUCUCUGCAGCUUCAACCAAAUUACAUCAGUAUUUGCUGCAGAGGAGAAUCAAGAGCAUGAUCACAACUUAAUGACAUACAUUGUUCAUGUCAAAAAAUCAGAAAAUGUUGCUUCCUUUCAAUCAGAAGAUUUGCAUAGCUGGUACCAUUCAUUUCUUCCACAAAAUUUUCCUCACAAGCACAGAAUGGUUUUCUCAUACCGCCAUGUAGCCUCUGGAUUUGCUGUGAAGCUGACACCAGAAGAAGCCAAAUCUCUUCAAGAGAAAGAUGGGAUUUUGUUAGCAAGACCUGAAAGGACACUUUCAUUACACACAACUCACAGUCCAACUUUCUUGGGUCUGAAGCAUGGACAGGGGUUGUGGAAUGAUGAUAACCUUGGAAAAGGUGUCAUAAUUGGAGUCAUAGACUCAGGAAUAUUCCCUUCUCAUCCAUCAUUCAAUGACGAAGGAAUGCCGCCGCCACCUGCAAAAUGGAAAGGCCAUUGUGAAUUCAAUGGAACGAAAAUAUGCAACAAUAAGCUCAUUGGUGCAAGAAGUUUAGUCAAAAGUACGAUUCAAGAGCCUCCAUUUGAAAACAUUUUCCAUGGAACGCACACUGCUGCGGAGGCUGCAGGAAGAUUCAUAAAAGAUGCAAGUGUUUUUGGUAAUGCUAAAGGUGUAGCAGCUGGUAUGGCACCUAAUGCUCACUUAGCAAUAUACAAAGUGUGCAAUGAUAAAAUAGAAUGCCCCGAAAGUGCUAUCUUAGCUGCAAUGGAUAUAGCUAUUGAAGAUGGUGUAGAUGUUCUGUCACUUUCACUUGGUUUAGGUUCUCUUCCAUUCUUUGAAGACCCAAUUGCAAUUGGUGCUUUUGCUGCUACUAAAAAUGGUGUUUUUGUUAGCUGCUCUGCCGGAAACUCUGGCCCUGAAUACAGCACUCUCUCGAAUGAAGCUCCUUGGAUCCUCACUGUAGGUGCAAGCACAAUUGACAGAAAAAUAGUAGCAUCAGCAAAACUAGGAAAUGGAGAGGAAUAUGAGGGUGAAACAUUAUUCCAACCUAAGGAUUUUCCUCAACAAUUAUUUCCACUUGUGUAUGCAGGUUCAUUGGGAUAUGGAAACCAAACACAAAAUCAGUCAUUGUGUCUUCCAGGCUCCUUAAAGAAUAUUGAUCUAAGUGGAAAAGUUGUGUUGUGUGAUAUAGGUGAAGAUGUUUCAACCUUUGUGAAAGGACAAGAAGUUCUAAAUGCAAAUGGUGUAGCAGUGAUUCUUGUAAACUCAGAAAGUGAUGGUUUCAGCACUUUUGCUACUGCUCAUGUUCUGCCAGCAGUUGAAGUAAGUUAUGCAGCUGGUUUAACAAUCAAAGAUUACAUUAACUCAACCUACAAUCCAACAGCAACAUUGUUAUUCAAAGGAACAGUAAUUGGUGAUUCUUUAGCUCCUUCUGUUGUUUCAUUUUCUUCAAGAGGACCAAGCCAACAAAGUCCUGGAAUUCUUAAACCAGACAUCAUUGGUCCAGGUGUCAACAUUCUAGCUGCAUGGCCUGUUUCAAUUGACAACAAGACUCCACCUUUUGCCAUUACUUCUGGCACUUCAAUGUCUUGUCCUCAUCUCAGUGGCAUUGCUGCAUUGAUCAAAAGUUCUCAUCCUGAUUGGUCGCCAGCUGCAAUAAAAUCAGCAAUCAUGACAACUGCUAAUACUCUCAACCUCGGCGGGAUUCCUAUAUUGGAUCAAAGACUUUCACCUGCUGAUGUUUUUGCUACUGGUGCAGGACAUGUUAAUCCUGUUAAAGCUAAUGAUCCUGGUCUUGUUUAUGAUAUUCAACCAGAAGAUUACGUUCCUUAUCUGUGUGGUUUGGGUUAUACUGAUCAAGAGAUUGAACUUAUUGCUCAGUGGGUAGUGAACUGCUCUAAUGUGAAAAGUAUACCAGAAGCUCAACUGAAUUAUCCUUCUUUUUCUAUUCUGUUGGGAUCAGAUUCACAGUAUUAUACAAGAACUUUGACUAAUGUUGGAUUGGCAAAUUCUACCUAUAGAGUUGAACUUGAAGUCCCUUUGGCUUUGGGUAUGAGUGUUAAUCCUAGUGAAAUAACAUUUAAUGAGGUCAAUGAGAAGGUUAGUUAUUCGGUCGAUUUUAUACCAAAAACUAAGGAAAGUAGAGGGAACAAUACUUAUGCUCAGGGUUCUCUCACUUGGGUGUCUGAUAAACAUGCUGUUAGGAUACCAAUAUCAGUCAUUUUCAUGUAACAGGGAGAAGGUGAUGAUGUUAUGUUCAAGAAAUAAAGGGAAUGAAAUAUAUUUGUUGGGGAAAUUCAAGAGAUACUAUCUAAAUACUACCAUGUUUCUUUAUACAAGUAAUUCUAUGAUUUUCUGCACUGGCCAAAUAGUAUGUCAUGUUAUUAUUAUCCUUUGAACGUUUAGAGUUGUAUGACACAGUAUUUGUGCUAUAAAUCCAAAGGCUAACCAAAGUAAAGCACCAAAUCAUGCAUGAAAUUGAUAGGAUCACAUUUAGUCACAGUAAUUUUGUCAAACUCGUAAUUUAUCCAAACAUACACUGAUCAAGUAGCAUGCAAGACUAAAGCUCUAAAUUUUCCACACCUGCAUGCCAAUAGAGACAUUGUAACUUAAUUGCUUGUACGUUAUGCAGGGGU
Messenger RNA from Medicago truncatula (barrel medic), 3280 nucleotides. Its product is annotated as subtilisin-like protease. Gene Ontology annotation, molecular function: serine-type endopeptidase activity. The record is from RefSeq and is a predicted model, not a curated record. The transcript has a single exon. The coding region runs from base 519 to 2876 and encodes 785 amino acids. Gene Ontology annotation, biological process: proteolysis. Lineage: Eukaryota; Viridiplantae; Streptophyta; Magnoliopsida; Fabales; Fabaceae.